Molecule: messenger RNA, 1488 nt
Organism: Helobdella robusta
Lineage: Eukaryota; Metazoa; Annelida; Clitellata; Rhynchobdellida; Glossiphoniidae
Exons: 7
Coding region: 1-1488 (495 amino acids)
Molecular function (GO): polyamine oxidase activity
Source: RefSeq, a predicted model, not a curated record
AUGGGCAACGAAGAAGACUCGACAAAGCUCAUUGGUCGCCACAAAUCGGUCAUAAUUGGUGGAGGGAUAGCCGGGGUGAAGGCCGGGGAAACGUUUGUCAGGAAAGGUUUCAACGAUUUUGUCAUUCUUGAAGCUUCAAACAAACUUGGCGGCCGAAUCUCUUCCGUUGUUGUAGAGCCAUCAAAAGUGAUUGUUGAGUUUGGAGCCAACUGGAUCCAUGGUGUGGACGCAAACCCGAUCUUUAAAAUCGCCAAGGAGAACAACCUCCUCACCUCUCACUACACCGGCAGAGGUCUGGGCAAGAAAAUUCUCUUCGCAAAAGAAAACGGCGACCCUGUACAUCCGAGAAUUGUCAGCGACGUCGAUUUUCUGUUCGGUCAGUUGAUGUCCGAGUGCGAAGAUUUCUACCGCGACCAGACGCCGACCCCGUACGAAGAUGACAGUGUCGGGGCCUACAUUGAAAGGGAGUUUGAGGAGAGGAUUUCUGGCUACCACGGUGAAGAUAGACAGUUACGCAAAAAUGUUCUGGCCCAGAGAUUGAUUGGCGAGUGCACGAUUACAGGCGCUGAUUCCAUGCGAGAGGUGGCAUUAAGCGAAGCCGGCUGUUUCGAAGACAUUCCCGGUGUCCACUUCGUAAUCCCGUCCGGGUUCGAAAUGAUCAUCAAGAUCCUGGCCAAGGAUAUCCCGAAACCGAACAUACAUCUCAAUAAAUUAGUGACGCAGAUUUCGUGGGAUAGAUCCGACGCUACUUAUCCCGUCAUGGUGCAAUGUUUGGACGGUAGCAAGUACAUGUGUGAGACCUGCCUGGUCACCGUACCUCUAGGCUAUUUAAAAAAACAUGCACCCAGGCUCUUCAAUCCCCAACUACCUUCCAACAAAUUGGGAGCAAUUGAGGGUAUCGGCAUGGGAGUUGUGAACAAACUGAUACUGGUGUACGACGGGCCGGUAUUUCCCAAUGAUAUUUUUAGACUGGAAAUGAUCUGGAAUAGAGAGGAACUGGCUGGUGAAGAUGAGCCAGAGUACCUCUCUCCUAAUCGAGAUCUCUCCAAAACCUGGUACAAAAAGAUACCAUUUGUUGAGGCCAUAGAUCAGAAUAUCUUAGUUUGCUGGAUAUCAGGAAAGGAGGCGGAGUAUCUGGAGACUCUAACCAAUGAAGAAGUUGCAAAUAAAUUAUCAUCUGUCAUUCAAGGUUUCCUUAGUAACAUCGUUAAGAAGAUGCCUAAGCUUGUUCAAUGCAUUAAAUCGAGUUGGAAGGCCAAUCCACUGAUAUUAGGAGCUUAUUGUCACAUCCCUGUCGGCACUUCGGCAGAAUCCAUUCUGACACUAGCCGAACCUGUAUACAACUCACGACAUAAACCUGUUUUAUUCUUUGCUGGGGAGGCAACCCACCCAACAUUUUAUUCAAGUUCUCACGGGGCCAUGAUGACAGGGGAGAAAGAGGCUGACAGAAUUCUCACGCACAUCAAUGACUUCACCCCUAAUCGCUAA